AUGUUUCGAACCGUGCGAAGCUGUGCUGUGGCCCUGCCCACCCGAGCAUCCACCCUGCGAGCCUACCAUUCUAUCAACCUCAUCAACACAAAGCCCACCGAGGACUACAAUCCCAAGACCAAAAAGUUGCUAGACGCAGCCAUGGAUCUGGUCCCCAGUCUUGGAUUCACUGACCAGGCCCUUACACUCGCCUCUAGACGUCUUGGUUACACAGAUACAACUCCCCUGGUGCUUCCCGAGGGUCCUCUAGAUCUAAUUGUGUACCAUCUUCGACGAGAACGAGAGAAGCUGGCCGUCGCCUCUGAGACUGCUCCUGCCGACCCUCCUGCCGCCCCCACGACCCCGGAUUUCCGAACCAAGGACCAGCGACUUGACGAUGCCUGCCACGAACUCAUUGUGCAGCGUCUCAAGGGCAACAUCCCCGUCAUUGAGCACCUCGACAACGCCUUGGCCCUUAUGGUCCAGCCUCAGAACAUGGCCGAGUCUCUCAGCGAGCUGGGAGCUCUCAGUGACGAGAUUGUUCACCAGGCUGGCCACCGAUCGUCCGACUUUGACUGGUACACGCGACGAGCAUCCAUCUCUGCUGUCUACGCUGCGUCUGAGGUAUACAUGUGCCAGGACAAGAGCAAGAACUUUGAGGACACCUGGAAGUUUGUCAAGAGCAGUCUGGAGGCCCGACGGGGGCUGCAGGAGGGCGUUGGAAACGUGGGCCAGUGGGUCAGCUUCCAGGGCAUUGCCUCCGUCAUGGUCAUUCGAUCCCUGAUGACUCGGUUGUAA
Messenger RNA from Yarrowia lipolytica CLIB122, 777 nucleotides. RefSeq lists its product as uncharacterized. Gene Ontology annotation, biological process: ubiquinone biosynthetic process. The record is from RefSeq and is a predicted model, not a curated record. NCBI's taxonomy places the organism in Eukaryota, Fungi, Ascomycota, Dipodascomycetes, Dipodascales. Gene Ontology annotation, cellular component: mitochondrial inner membrane. Gene Ontology annotation, molecular function: lipid binding.